CUAUUUUCACCUCAUUCUCAUCAAACCACAUCAUCAACAAAACGAGCAUACAAGAUGCCUACCCUCUCAGAAGUCGUCAAACGCGACCAUGCGCGCAUCACCGACGCAUAUCACGUCCUCGUGGAAACCAAACCCGAGGAGCGCAACGCCGAUGAGUUUGUUUGGGCCCUAGCCCGCUACCUUAUCGUCGAGAACCUUGCUCUUAUCCCAGCCUUGGAGUACCAUAUCUCCGGGGGAUCAGAACGACAGCGGCGGUUGUCUGAUGACUACAACAGUAUCAACGCGAAACUCCGCCACAUGGCCAAAUACGACCCAUCAGAGGAGAGCUUCGAGUCGGCACUCAAGGCCAUCUGGGUUGAUCUGGAGCCUCACAUCCGGGAAGAGACCGAUGGGGACCUUGACGAACUCGAACGCAAGAUGGAGCCUGAGGAUUCACGAAAGCUGGGGCAAAAGUACGAGACACUCAGAGACAUGUUGCAGCGUCCAUAUGGCGCGUUUGGGGUUCCAAAUGCUGAAAUCAUGGAUGACGUGCUUGGCACCACAAAAGAGCAGCUGAUGGAGAGAAUGGGCAACGGAAUCUGA
This is a messenger RNA of Podospora anserina S mat+, 582 nucleotides long. RefSeq lists its product as uncharacterized. The transcript has 2 exons. The record is from RefSeq and is a predicted model, not a curated record. The annotation marks the transcript as partial. Lineage: Eukaryota; Fungi; Ascomycota; Sordariomycetes; Sordariales; Podosporaceae.